Messenger RNA from Malaclemys terrapin pileata, 4667 nucleotides. It is a transcript of the gene RNF130, whose product is annotated as ring finger protein 130. Lineage: Eukaryota; Metazoa; Chordata; Testudines; Emydidae. The transcript is spliced from 8 exons. Bases 102 to 1376 code for a protein of 424 amino acids. The record is from RefSeq and is a predicted model, not a curated record.
UGCGUGCGGGGGAAUCGACCCCCGCGCGGUGCUGUCGGAGGCGCCGGGACCUGUGAAGACACUUUCCAGCUCCCUCUGUGCUCGUGCCACUUCGGGUGAAGAUGAUGCUCGCGACGUGGACUUCACAGUAUUGGGACCGUCUCUCUUCCUUGCCAGUCUUGGUCCUGGUUAACUGUUGUGUCUUGCUGGCUCGCGCGGAUAAUGCCAGUCAGGCAUAUUACACAGCCCUCAUCAAUGUGACUGUGUUGAACCCCGACCGAGUCAGCCCCACGUUACUAAGGAUCGAUCGUGGACGCUACGGGCAGGAUUCCCCCAAAGUGGAGGUCAAAGGCCUGCUGCUGGCACCAGUGCCUAUCAACGGAGUGGUGGAUCGUCUGGGCUGUGAUCCUCGAACACGUUUCCAUGUUCCUCCGAAUACCAAGCAGUGGAUUGCCUUGCUGCAACGAGGAAACUGUACAUUUAGAGAGAAAAUAUUGCGAGCAGCUUCACAUAAUGCCACAGCUGUGGUAAUUUACAACAAUAUAUCCAGUGAGGAACCUGUCACUAUGACUCAUCAAGGAACUGGAGACAUUGUUGCUGUCAUGAUUACAGAGUCCAAGGUAAAGGAGAUCCUAAAUUACUUGGAAAAGAACAUCUCUGUCCUGAUGGCAAUAGCAGUUGGAGCCCGAGUUCCUCCAAAGAAUUUUAGUCGUGGCUCUCUAGUCUUUGUGUCAAUAUCAUUCAUCGUUUUGAUGAUAAUUUCAUCAGCAUGGUUAAUAUUUUACUUCAUCCAGAAGAUCAGGUACACAAAUGCACGUGACAGGAACCAGCGUCGUCUUGGAGAUGCUGCGAAGAAAGCCAUCAGCAAAUUGACAACCAGGACAGUAAAGAAGGGUGAUAAGGAAACCGACCCAGACUUUGAUCAUUGUGCUGUCUGUAUCGAGUGUUACAAGCAGAACGAUGUUGUCCGUAUUCUGCCAUGCAAGCACGUUUUCCACAAAGCCUGUGUGGAUCCUUGGCUUAGCGAACACUGUACCUGUCCUAUGUGUAAACUGAACAUUUUGAAGGCUCUGGGAAUUGUACCAAGUGUGCCAUGUACAGAUAACGUAGCCUUUGAUAUGGAAAGGCUCACCAGAGGCCAGCCAGCCAAUAGACGAUCAGCACUUGGUGACUUUGCCAAUGACAACUCACUCAGUCUGGAGCCCCUACGUACUUCUGGGAUGUCACAGCUUCCACAGGACGGGGAAAUAACUCCAAGGACAGGGGAGAUCAACAUUGCUGUAACAAGUGGUCACUUCUUUCAUCGCAAUUCUUUGUCUCCUCGGAGCCUGGUCUAUGAAAGUGAAUUCUCAACAAUCCAACCUGCCUUGGACAUGUACGAUGAGAACAAAACCUGAAAGGAAUGUGUGUUGUGGUGUUGGUUUCUUCCUUUUUUUUUUUUUGUUUCUCAUUCCUGUUGUUGUGUACUCCUUCCAUGGGUGUCCUUUUGUCUAAAGAAGAACUGCUUUUCCCAGAAUACAAACCUGGCUUCCAAGUGACGAAGAUGAAGCUCAACUAUGGUUGUCUCCAAGGCCAUCAUCUCUGGGACAACAAUGUGCAUACACAAAAUGGGCUGCUGUUAAUUGCAGAAUUGGAGUGCAAGUUAGGUUUGUCAAUCCAGCCAAGUCUGUACAAAAAAAAGGGCUUGCCCUGAUCCAGAGUACUUUUGUAUUGAAAAGGUGUGUCUUAAAUAAGCACAUGAUCUUUCCAUUGUUUAAUCAUGCACAUGUUUGCUGGACUAUCAGACCAGAUACCUGGUGGUAGAGGCGAUUCUAAGUUCCAAUGGUGUAAAGGAACACCAUUUUUUUUCUGUCUCCCCAUGAGUUUGUGAUAUGUUCCCUUUCUGAGGGGAACCUGUAGAAAUGCAUUGACUUUCCUAUUGCCCAUUUAACUCUGGGUAAUGGCAAAACAGGUUGGCAUUAGAGCUACAGACAGGAGCUGUGUCUGGAGUAUCCAUGAAAGGUUUCAAGUAACCCAAUACUUCAAUUUUUCAGUUUCCACUGAAGUUGGACAAAGGUUUCCUGUACAGAAUGCAACUUCAGCCAUUCCUAGCCCUCCUGCCAAGUGAAUCUCUUGACAACAGGGAUGCUGCUGAUGUUCAUGGGCCCACCAUUUGAUCUUCUUGAGAAAUGUGCAGGUAUCUAGAUAGCUAUCUUCUUUUGAUUUUUAAAAAAAUCCACCAGUUUUUUUUCACCGAGAUUUUUGAGAAGCCAACAUGUUGGUAUUGUACACAGAACAAAAUGUAAAUUUCCUACCCUGUUCUCCCAAUGAGACCUGCAACAGUUAAGUAACAAAUACUUUCUCAGUGCUGUGCCCUUUCCUGCUGCCAUCAGUAAUGUGAAUGCAGAAAGCAGAAGAAUUAAGGAAAGCACCCACGCUUUGACACUUGGAGGAAAAUCAGGUUUUUGUGACAAAAAGUGGCCACAAAAUGAAUAUUGUCCUAAAGCUUCUAAAAGGGUAAUGCCGAAAUAGAAAACAAGAUUUUUUUUUUUUUUUUAGGACUCAAUGGUGUUUCUUUAAAAAGCAGCUCUGGAGAGUAAGUCAGUGUGUCUAAUGCACCUUUUCCUACUGAAUGCUGUGUAAUUGUUUAAGUUUAACAAAUGUCAAUAUUUUCUCCAUUGCAGUCUGAGUAACUGUAGAUGUAGAAAUGCAUUUGUGUCCUUUUGUAAUGUGAACAAAAUCUUCACUCUAUAUAGAAAUCGUGAUUUAGAACAAAUGGCAAACUGAAAAGAAACAUAAGAAAUGUCCUGCUAACUUUGAAUCUAAACAGCGUCUGCUGUAGAUGGGGAAACUUGCCUUCUUUUUAUAAAGCAAUCCGUCGUCUUGGCAUGUACUCUGACUUGAAGUGUGUGCAGCCGCGACAUUAACGCAGAUGUUAAAACAAAAAAGAACUCUAAAGUGAGGAAGUGAGCUUCUAGCAGAGCAAACUUUGGCUGUUGCUGAAUCGUAUUUAAUCUGAUAAUUCUAGACUGGGUGGUGCAGAGUUUAAAGUGUUUUACCUUUUACAGCACUUUGUUUAUAUUUGACAAAUUUUACUGUAGUCAGCUAACUUUAGAAACAUUUUUAAAAAACUUUUUAAGAAGCACAGUUUUAACACACACACAGCAUUGAGGAUAUGAAACUGAAGGUUGGUGGACAAUGUCAGCACUGUUACUCAAGUAAAAGAGGCCCCAAAUCAGCAUUUGUUCCUCUUUUCAAUCUGAGAAGUAGAGCAGAUAUUUAGUGUGUGAACAGUCCUGAAGCUGAUCACCCAAGCCCCAAACUCCCUGAACUAAGGGUAUGUCUACACUGCCCCCCAGAUCGGUGGGUAGCGAUCGAUCCAGCAGGGGUCAAUUUAUCGCGUCUAGUUCUGUCACGAUAAAUCGACCCCCGAACGCUCUCCCAUUGACUCCUAUACUCCAGUGCCAUGAGAGGCGCAGGCAGAGUCCACGGGGGAGCGGCAGCAGUUGACUCACCGCGGUGAGUAGGUCUAAGUAUGUCGACUUCUGCUUCGUUAUUCAUGUAGCUGAAGUUGCAUAAGUUAGAUCGAUUUCUUCUCCUUCCCCCCACCCCCCCAGUGUAGUCCAGCCCCAAGACUCUUUCAAGUCUGACUGAGUUCAGGCACAGUGGAGCGAGAAGGGCUGAUGGGGUAAUCCCAGUUUUCAUCAUUGUAGCUGAGUGAUCAUUACAUGCAGAUCUGUAAAAACGGCGACCUUCCCAAACCAGACAAAGAAAUAAAAUUCCUAUCUUUCACGGGCAGAGUGGCUUUUAGCAGGGCUUGUAAUAGCAAGGCAGGGCAGGCAGGUUACAAUUGGCUCUAACUAGGCACUCUCCCAAGCUGUAAUAUUCUUUAUCUGCAUCUAAGGUCUUUACUAUGCAGGAGAGUCCAGCCACCAGUGUAGCUGCAGCAGUACAAAACGUAGGCAGGCAAAGCUGCUAUGAACUAUUAUUUGCACUGGUGCAAUUUACUCUGAUUUUAAGCAGGAUUAAAAUCCACUGUGCACAUCCUAGUUUAUAUAGCAUCUUUGCCUGUCUUGCUCUAGGGGUUGCCUCAGUGCAGCUGUAUCAGAGCUGGUCACUGACAGCUGUAACGGGGGCAAAUUUCCUGUGUAGACAAGGCAGCCUGAGCAGCACUCGAGAGAGGUAACAAGUCCUUAGGUUUGAAAACAAUUCUAUUUCCAAUUCUAGCUUUUAAAACCCAGUGCCCCAGUGAACUAUAAAGGAAGAGGCAAAUACAUCAGCACUCACAGGAACAGACUUUUUCAAAGUAAUAUUGAUCCUCUGAGCCCAGUCACGAAUUCUGAAUUCCAAUCAGUGCUAUCUUUCCUUCUGCUAAGUCAGUUUCUUUGCUCCGAUUCCAUAGAUUAAUUAAAACUUGCACUAACUUUUAUGUUUUGGAUAAAUUUGACAAUGUCGCCAACUCUUGGGAUAUUUGCUGCUUUUUCUUAAAGCUCCAGCUGCUGGAGUCAUGUGAGUAUGUGGGAAAAAAUCUCAGCUUACUCUUUUUUAAAUGAAGGAAGUAGAUCCUUUGCUCCAGCUAUGACUGUUUACACCAGCCAAGGAUCUGCUUCUAAUGUUUCUAAGCCUCAUGGUUGUGGAGAAAAUCUGGCAAAAAUAAAUCCUAAAGGCUCAGGGGGCAAAUAAAAACUUCAGUACAAUUUUAAAAAUUA